This is a messenger RNA of Astyanax mexicanus (Mexican tetra), 5592 nucleotides long. It is a transcript of the gene fubp1, whose product is annotated as far upstream element (FUSE) binding protein 1. Bases 81 to 2150 code for a protein of 689 amino acids. Gene Ontology annotation, biological process: regulation of DNA-templated transcription. Lineage: Eukaryota; Metazoa; Chordata; Actinopteri; Characiformes; Acestrorhamphidae. Gene Ontology annotation, cellular component: nucleus; cytoplasm. The record is from RefSeq and is a predicted model, not a curated record. Gene Ontology annotation, molecular function: mRNA binding. The transcript is spliced from 21 exons.
ACUACAGUCUGCAGCGCGUCCGCUCGGCGGUUCUUCUUGCUCUCCGCCAUCUUCACUGCGCGGCACUCACUCCCUGGGACAUGGCCGAUUACAGCAGCGUGGCGCCUCCGAGCUCCGGAUCCGGCGCGGGGAUGAACGACGCGUUUAAAGACGCGCUCCAGCGGGCGAGACAGAUUGCAGCGAAAAUCGGUGGGGAUGGCGUCUCCCCUGCCCCUCCAACCAAUGAAUUUGGAUAUGGUGGACAGAAAAGGCCUUUAGAAGAUGCUGUGUUUUUCAGUGCGGACUACUUUUUGAACAAGACACAAAACAGGACAGCCAAUCAGGACAGAGAUCAGCCAGAAACAAAGAAAGUUGCCCCAAGUGACCCUUUUGCUGCAGUGAUGGGUGGAAUGGGUGGUCUUCCAAGGCCUACAUCAGAGGAGUUCAAGGUUCCAGAUGGCAUGGUUGGAUUUAUUAUCGGUAGAGGAGGAGAGCAGAUAUCGAGAAUACAGCAGGAUUCAGGGUGUAAAAUACAGAUUGCUCCAGACAGUGGUGGUAUGCCUGAACGAUCCGUGACGUUAACAGGCUCUCCAGAUUCAAUCCAGGCGGCGAAGAGGUUACUGUCUGAAAUUGUGGAGAAAGGCAGACCCUCCCCAUCAUUUCAUCAUAAUGAUGGUCCCGGGGGAUCAGUUCAGGAGAUAAUGGUUCCUGCAUCCAAAGCAGGCCUGGUCAUUGGCAAGGGUGGAGAAACAAUCAAGCAGUUACAGGAGCGUGCCGGAGUCAAGAUGGUCAUGAUUCAGGAUGGGCCACAAAACACAGGAGCAGACAAACCUCUCAGGAUUUCUGGCGAUCCUUUUAAAGUUCAGCAAGCCAAAGAGAUGGUGAUGGAGCUGAUCAGAGACCAGGGAUUCCGAGAGCAGAGAGGAGAAUAUGGAUCCAGGAUGGGUGGAGGUGGAGGUGGAGGAGGUGGUGGUGGCGGCGGCGCAGGAGGAGGAGAGGGACUGGAUGUGCCUGUGCCACGUUUUGCUGUGGGCAUUGUGAUUGGCCGGAAUGGAGAAAUGAUUAAAAAAAUUCAAAACGACACUGGAGUUCGAAUUCAGUUUAAACCAGAUGAUGGCAGCACACCAGAGAGGAUAGCUCAGAUCAUGGGUCCUCCUGAUCGGGCGCAGCAUGCAGCCGAGAUCAUCUCGGACCUUCUGCGGAGCGUCCAGGCCGGUGGUCCUCCUGGACAUGGAGGAAGGGGCCGGGGCCGUGGUCAAGGCAACUGGAACAUGGGUCCUCCUGGAGGCCUGCAGGAGUUUUCUUUCACAGUUCCUACCAUGAAGACAGGCCUCAUUAUUGGCAAAGGGGGUGAAACAAUUAAGGGCAUAAGCCAGCAGUCCGGUGCCAGGAUAGAGCUGCAGAGGAAUCCUCCACCCAACGCAGACCCCAACAUAAAGAUGUUCACAGUACGGGGAACACCGCAGCAGAUCGACUACGCCAGGCAGCUGGUUGAGGAGAAGAUCGGGGGUCCAGUCAGCCCUAUGGGUGGUCCUCAUGGCCCACCUGGCCCCCAUGGUGGCCCUGCUCCUCAUGGUCCACCUGGUCCACCAGGACCUCCUGCACCUAUGGGACCUUACAAUCCUGGUCCUUACAACCAGGGACCUCCUGGACCACAUGGUCCUCCUGGGCCGUACCAACCUCAGGGCUGGGGCAACGGCUACCCACACUGGCAGCAAGGUCAGCCAGAUCCCAAUAAAGCAGCAGCUGAUGCUAAUGCAGCAGCAUGGGCAGCCUAUUACGCUCAGUAUCAGCAGCAGCCUCAGGCCCCCAUGACGCCCACCACUGCUGCUCCAGGAACCACACAGACUAAUGGACAAGGUGACCCGCAGACUCCAGGUGAGACUGGACAGGCAGAUUACACCAAGGCCUGGGAGGAAUAUUACAAGAAAUUGGGUCAACAAGGACAGCAGCCGCAGGAUUACACGAAGGCAUGGGAGGAGUACUACAAGAAACAAGAUGUUGCAGGUCAAGCUGCCCCACAGGCAGCCGCAGCAGGUGCCUCUCAGGCCGGAGGCCAGCCGGACUACAGCGCAGCCUGGGCAGAAUAUUACCGCCAGCAAGCGGCCUACUAUGGACAGAGUGGCUCUCAGCCAAUGGGAGCAGCACCGCAGGCCCAGCAGGGCCAGUAAUGCGAAGUGGACAUAAAGUAAAUGCUACAUUGUCGAAAAAAUCCUUUAUUAAAUGUUCGGAUGCAGACGCCUUGAUGAAGAUCUUAAAAUUUCCUUGGUUUGUGUUUAAAGUAGAUCGCAACACACGGCUCCGGAAGUUCUUUUCCUUUUGUUCUUUGUUUUUUUUUCCCUCUCUUGUACAAAUGAACGGUUUGUUUUUAGUGGGAUAAUAUUGGUCAUUCCAGCUCCUUGUAUCUCAUUAUGUAGUUAGAGCUCAUGUCUAUGAACAAUAGUCCUUUUUUUCCAUGUAAAUCAUCUCAGUUUUAAAAUGAUAUACCUGUUGUGUUUUGCAAUAAAACAAAAUGAAACCUCCUGUGUUGGUAAGUGGGGACAGCAAAAGCGGGGAGAAAAAAAAAAACUUGUGUAAGAAUGUUUCUUUUCAUUUAUUGCUCAUUUGUUUUGUGGGGGUGGGAGGAAGUGGGAGGGGUUAAAAACUCAGUUGCCGUGGAUUUCAGAUCGUUUUUCUGUUUUGUCCAAAUUUUUACUGACUGAAUGACACUGCUGUCACUCCUGUUUCUCUCCAACUGUUCACACAGCUCGUUAUUUUUAGUUUUUAUUUCGAUUCCUGGUCUUGUUUUAGAUAUGACGUACAUACAUACGACGGAUCUAGUCCUUUUAUACUGCCUUUUUGAUUUCUUUUUAAACUGGUAAUUGGUGGUAGGAAUAGGCGGGUGUGUCUGAGAGAAGGUAACUUGCCGUUGAUGACUGCUUGCUCAGUGCUAAGGUCGUGAUGUUUGCUAUUUGUACUGUAUUGUUGCCAGUCGUGCUGACACAUGGUAGCGUGCACUGUUUAUAAUGUGAGACAAUUUCCCCCCUCACAGGCAAGUUUAGGACAGCGGUAAGCAAGUUUGUUUGUUUUUUUUUUUUUUUUUACUAAAACCAAACAAAAAUGUUCCUUUAUAAUAUAUAAUGUGACUGUAGAAGUGUUGCAAGCUUUUUAGUUGCUCUCUUUCUCAGUAUGCUGUUUUUUACAGGGCAGGUGAAGUGUGCUCAAUUAACAAUUAUGUAUUAUAAAAUUCCAUGUGCUCCCUUUCCAUAAUUUUGUAAUGUCCCAAAAUACAUACAUACCUUUUUUUAAAAAACUAAAGCAAAUUCAAGUGCAUAUACGUAUAUAUAUAUCUAUAUAUCUGCUGGCAUUUCUUAACCUUUAAAGCGAUUAAACAGAUCAAAUGCAAAGGUGCCCUGUUCUGCCCGUUGUGUGUUGGCAUUCCUCCAGUGUAGGCCUGUAAGAAGUGCGUUUUUUAAGGGCUGAGGAGUGUAUGCUGUGUGCUGUACCCCACCAGUGAAAUGAGAGCCCUCUGCUGUAAGUACCAACAUGUACAAAAUGGCCCAAAUUUUUUUUGUUCUGUCAAUGCAUUGUCUUUGACCAAUUAAAGUACUUGCUUAGUGCAUAAGAUGCGAUGCAAUGUUUACCCUGAAACUGCCUUUUUUAUUAUUAUUAAAAAUGUUUUUGGGUAAGUAUGUCUCUAGGCUGCGGUUUGGUUUGAUAUGAAAAAUAUUGAUGUCUCUCUUGAGCCUGUGACCUUGCCCUGUUCAUGAUUUGGACUGUUCAUAUUCUCGUGUUGAUAGAAUUGACACUUAGCAAUAUUUCCACUGUCUUAGUCCCUGUAGGAGAAUCCUAUUUCAAAUAAUGAACUGUGAAUGACAUUUACAUUUUUUAAAAUAAGUGCAAAUGUUCCAGUCAGGUCAGUUAGGAAAUGUCAGUUUAGUUCUUUAUUUUUAAGUGCCAUCAGACAUGAUGUUUUGCCAAGUUUUCUUCCAUUGCAUUCUGUGAUUUCAGUGGUAAUUUAGGCAGUUCUCACCGUAUCAAUGUAUAUUGUUGAGAUGUUGAUGUUGGCUGACAUGCGACUACCACUUUUCAGGCUGUCUGAUUUUUGCCUAUGAAUGGUUUUUUUUAAUUGCAAUUUGCCAUUGCUUCUUAAGUCAUUGAAGGCUGUCAAAUUGAUGCAAGUGAUUCAUUUGACUAUGUUGAUUAGUGGCGCAGUGAGCGGUGCAAUGUCUAAUCUUGCAGCGUCAUCCCAGACCUUAGGUUCUGCUGCAAUAACACAGGUAAGCUUAACCUAAGAAACCAAGUGUUUGAACCUGUGACUCAAAAGUCUUGAUGAUGUAUUUUACCUGACUCUAUUUUACCUUUUUUUGUUAAAAAUGUCAAUCUAGAAUAUCUAGGCUCAUGUCUUUAUAAAAUGUUGACAUUAGCUCUGAAAGCCACAGCCCUAUAAAAGUAGCUAUAGGAUGAUCUAUACUGAUAUUAAUGAUUUGCAUGUCACUGGCUGACGUGUAGCUCAAUGUGAAUUUAACUCCACACAUGCAAAGUAGAAGUUCUGUCUUUUUUUUUUUUCCUGUCUGAUUUGAAAUGCCGUUCUUGUUCAUUCGAUGCCAAUAUGUCCAAUGCUUGUUCAUUCUGAUGUUAGUUUUAGGUGUUUCACGUUAGGAUGGCUCAUUCAUUAUCACUGUAGACAUUUUCCCUGCCUUACCAAUGCUGCAUGCAGUUGGAAUAUUGUUUAACCAGGGAUCUGUCUUAGCUGUUAAUUCAUUGAUGCUGAAGUGUACACAUGUAUGUAUGCUCACAUGUCACUGGUUUAAACGCUGUGCUAUUGCCCUUCUGUAGUUCUAAUUCAAAUUGCUGCCUUCAUUCUCACUCACAGUGUUGAAGAUGCUGCAGGCAUAGGUCGUAGAAUCAGGUCCUGAGCUAGGUUUGUCCCUAAGGAGGAGUCUGAGUCUGUCCCUCCGCUGAACAUAGACCGUUCGAGGGCUCCAGUUAUAAGGUAAAGAAAAUGUAUCCUGAGGAAUCUGUGAUUUUUGCAAAUUUUAAUGUUAUUCGUUUAGGGCAAUUCUUUGUUGAUGCUAUAUUCUGAUAAGCUAGCAUUGUCUUAAGAUCAGUAACAACAAUGCUUUUUGAAUUGUCGGUUGAUGAAAUGGCCUGUCUGAACUGAAUUUGAAAUGAAAUUUUCGUACAUGCUUUGCCCUUUUGAUAAUAUGAUCUGAGUUAGGGAUUGUAAUGUGCACCAAUGCUAUAGAGUUGGAUCAUGACCAGGAACUUUUUUUGUUUGAUAAUUUUGCGUAGCAACUGUUACAGACAUGAUUUAGCUUUUUGGCAGUAAAUUGGAGAGUUUUUGAAUUUUUGCUGUGCAUUGCUGCAUAUGUUUUGGUAUGCAUGCAAUCUGCUCUUUCCUUCUGAGCAAAUUGUUCACAACAGAAUUCGUGGGGGUGUAGAAAAGAAGACUUAAUCGGAGGCUAUCUGAGAAAUGGGGAGCAUGCCUUAGAGGUAAACACAAAUGGUUUCCUGUACUGUUGAAACUCUCGAAUGUACAUUAUUAUUUUUGUUUGUUUUUGCUGGUUAUUGUUGGAUUUUUGACUGUUGAGAGUUGUUGACCUGUCCAUCAAUAAAAUUGUAAUGAUUGGA